UAAAGCAUUAUUUUCCUUUGUGGUUGUUUUCUUUACAUCGAAAAAAUUUGAUAGGUGAAGAGGGGAAAAAAGGGGAGAGAGAAUACGCCUUGUCGCCUUAUUACCAAUGGCUGAUAGUAUCCUCACAAAUCUAGCCCAACAACUAGGAGCCCUUGCUUUAGAAGAAUACAAAGUGUCAAAGGGUGUGGGAGAUGAUCUCAAGUCUCUCGAAAAAGAGUUGAGAUUCAUGAAGAAAUUCUUAAGAAAUUCCGAGGGAAAACAACAAGAUCAUGAAUUAGUGGAGGAGUUGGUAAAUCAAAUUAAAGAGGUUGCUUUUGAGGCUGAGGAUAUAAUUGAAACUUUCCUCUUGAAUGUUGAGACACAACGAGGAAGGACAACAUUUGGGAGGGUCUUACACGGCCCAGGGUAUGCAAUGAUGCUUCAUGGAGUGGCGAAAAGGAUUGAUGCUAUCAAAGCGGAUAUCAGUGGAAUAUAUGCUAAUAAGGAAAAGUAUGGGAUUGAGAUAGGCGAGGGAAGUAUGAAUCCGCACUUUGAGGCCACCCUUCAAAGGCGAAGAAAGGAGGUCGAUGAAGAAAUGGUGGGGUUUGAGGACGUGACUAACACCUUAUUAAAGCAGCUCACAGAAGGAUCAAUUGGAUUGGAAAUCAUUUCGAUAGUUGGGAUGGGCGGCCUAGGGAAGACGACAAUUGCCAAGACGCUAUUCAACAACAGGAUCAUCAAAGACCAUUUUAAGAGCCAUGCUUGGGUGUCAGUAUCUGAAGAAUACAACACUAGUCAGGUCAUCACUGAUAUCCUCAACAGAGUGGCACCCAACAUGAAUGGCUUGGAGGAUUUGGGAAACGACAAGUUGAAGGAGAUGCUAGGAGACCGCCUCAAGGACAAAAAGUACAUAGUCUUCUUGGAUGAUGUAUGGCAACAAAGCAUGUGGGAUGAAGUAAAGGCUUACUUCCCCAACAACAGAAAUGGGAGUAGGAUUGUCAUCACCACCCGUAUAGCUCAAGUGGCUAGGCAUGCUAGUCAUAGGGAGCCUCAUUUUCUCCGAUUUUUCACCCCGGAAGAGAGUUGGGAACUUUUUGAAAAGAAUGUGUUUCGAGGGGAUCCUUUUCCUCCUAACCUCAAAUCCUUAGGGAUGAACAUCUUGGAGAGAUGCAAGGGUUUACCCCUGUCUAUUGUGGUUAUAGCGAGUAUGUUAGCUAGCCAAGAGAAAUCGGAAAGGAUAUGGGAAAGGACACUUCAGGAUGUGAGUGUUCACCUUGGCAAAGAUGAAGCAUGUCUGGAGAUACUGGCAUUAAGUUACCAUAAUUUACCGGUAGAGUUAAAACCAUGCUUUCUCUAUUUUGCAGCCUUUCCUGAGGAUCAUGAGAUGUCUGUUCGAAGGUUGAUUGCCUUAUGGCUAGCUGAGGGGUUCAUACAACCACUUGGAGAGCUGACUUUGGAGGAGGUGGCUGAGAGUUACCUAGAUGCUCUUAUUGAUAGAAGUUUGGUCCAAGGUGGAACUUUGAGAGCAGAUGGCGGACUCAAGACUUGUCGCAUUCAUGAUCUAAUACGAGAUCUUUGCAUUAGAGAAGCUAAAGGAGAAAACUUCAUGUGGGCAGCUUCUAAGAUCAGUAAUCCCUCCUCGGUCUUAAACAAGAGCAAGCCAAGAAGGUUGUCAGUCCAUCGCCACACAACACGUACAAUCCUAUCAAAAGAAUGGGAGCCUUCUUCAAUGCGAGCAUUCUUAUCCUUUGAAUCCCAAAAUACUUAUGUGAGCUCAACAUUCUGGAAGAAGUUGUACACUGAGUACAAGCUGCUAAGAGUCUUGGACUUGGGAGUAGCCAUUAAAAUUGAAACUAUGCCAGACAACAUCAGUCGUCUCUUCAAUUUGAGGUACUUAAGGUUUUUUCUUGACGAUCUUAACAUUCCAUAUGCAAUAUAUUAUCUUCGAAACCUUCAAAUUCUUUUUGUAGAGGGUAAUGCAUCACAUAAUAUUUCUAUGGGAUUGCUACUAGAGCUACAAAAGUUGCAGCAACUCAUCUUAGGAAACAGUAUUACUAGGCUAUAUGGUAAUCCAACAACUAUGCUACCCAAGAAGCAACUCAAUAGCCUCCGAGCCUUAACUUCUAUUUACCCUGAUAGUGUUUUCGAAUGUGCUAUAAUGAAUGGACUUUGUCCAAAUCUUAGAAAACUCUCGGUAUGUUGUUCUAAAGACCAUGAAUGGUCAUUAAAGAACUUCCUAGCAAGUUUACAUCAUCUCCAGUCUUUGAAAAUAUCCUUCUUAGAUGCCUUUCAUAACAAAAUUAUAUUCAAAGGUGUUAGUGAAGCUGAACUUCCAUUAUGCCUCACCAAGAUUACAUUGAAAUUGUCCGGAUGGUUAGAGGAUGUCUUACAUAUGCUUGGAAAGUUUCCCAACCUUCGCAUCCUCAAACUAGUAGAUGUGAAUUAUUCCGGCCUUACUAUAAGAGAAGGUUCAUUCCCAAGACUUCAUACCCUCCAUUUGGACAAUCUUCGUGGAGGGAAAGUGACAAGUUAGGCUGUACACAACUGCACCAUCUCUUUUGUUAAAAGAUGUACUUGUAUAUUUGACAAGUAUCUAUUCAUGUUGCCUAGCCUUAGAGAUGUUGAAGUUUUGUGGCCAGAACCUUCUUUGGCACAAAAGUUGGAGGAAGUAAAACAAGAAAACAAAAAUAAGCCUUACUAUAGGCUUCUAGUCUACAAAGGCGAAUAACAAUCAGCAAUGUUUGUUUGUUCAUGGAAUUGUCAGUUGGCGACAUCACCAAAAUAAUAUGUAUCCCUGAUAGUAUGUAAUUUUCUUAAGUCGUUACAUAUUAGGUAGAAUUUGAAACCGUGUUAAAAAUACGAGUAUUAUAAAUUGAAAUGUUGCUACAACUCUCAAAUUGGGUGUCCAAAUCAGGUUCGGGUUAAAUUUGGUUCAUAACCA
Molecule: messenger RNA, 2920 nt
Organism: Chenopodium quinoa (quinoa)
Lineage: Eukaryota; Viridiplantae; Streptophyta; Magnoliopsida; Caryophyllales; Amaranthaceae
Product: disease resistance protein RPP13-like
Exons: 2
Biological process (GO): defense response to other organism
Molecular function (GO): ADP binding
Source: RefSeq, a predicted model, not a curated record